This is a messenger RNA of Fusarium keratoplasticum, 534 nucleotides long. RefSeq lists its product as uncharacterized. The record is from RefSeq and is a predicted model, not a curated record. The coding region runs from base 1 to 534 and encodes 177 amino acids. The transcript has 2 exons. Lineage: Eukaryota; Fungi; Ascomycota; Sordariomycetes; Hypocreales; Nectriaceae.
AUGCGAUCUUUGCUACGCAGAAAGCAACAUCUGUUCACGGUAAGUAUAAAACCACUGACACAUCCAGCUCGACCCUCUUUGCUAAGCCCCUCAAGCUCCGCCCCUGGCAUGAUUUAUGGUAACAAACAAGACAUGAUUGCUACUAUAUGCUACAUCGUCGAUAUCCUAGCUUUUCAGAAUCCAUCUAGCUCCGCUGUGAUCGAGGAGGGCGACGGGUUCGCUCACCUCUUCUCUCGCGUAACCCGGGCAGUCGUCGUCAAGGCUCUUGCCAAGCUUGGUGCAGCCUUUGAUGUCAUGGUCACCCGUCACGAGGGAGAGCACAAGUUGUUGGGCUCUUAUAGACCAGAGAUCAUGGAGUCCGGAGCUCUAAAUCGGUCACCGUGGGAUGGUUUGCGUCUCCAGUCAGGUGACGUUGGUUUCCUGGACUGGAACACCGCUGUGCAAGACUUCCGUGGCGCGGUUACCCGCGCGUUGGAGGAUGCGCACAUGACCCAAGAAGCCAUCGACCUUGUGGUCUCGAAUUUGCCCAUCUAA